AGCCCGGCUUCCGCCCCCCGCUGACGGUCUCCCAGCUAGAAGAGAUGGGGUGGAAGAUGGUGUUUCGGGGAACUUCCGGUAACGGCCAGGACACGCUCAAAGCAUGGACGACUGGUGUCGCCACAUCUGACACCAAGCCGUAUGACAUGAAGCGGUCCUACACCAGCCAUUACCGCGACUCUCUCUUAACAACCCACUGGACUGCACUCGGCGUGAAACUGGUCAAGUUCGCGUUGUACAAGCAGUCAAAAGAAGUAGGAUACAUUGUCUUUAACGGCACUGGUUCCGACCUAACGUCAUGGUUCGACAGAACUCGAGUUGAGGAUUCCAGCUGGUCUGACCUGACAGCGACAAACGCGUACAAUUUCUUCUCGAUUCAAGGGCAUGAUAACGGCCUUCAUCUUGAGCGCACGUUCUUUAUUAACCAACAAUACGGGGGCUGUGACGCCGACAAGGGAAACGUGGUCGUAGUAGAACAUGACGGUGACUGCAACUGGGACCACCAACCCCGCUACCCGCAGUUCCUCUACUCGGACAUGAACAGCGCCGACUUCUGGAACAGGCGUCAGUUCGGGAGGGACGAUUUUCUCGCUAUAUUUAUAUACACUGGAUCACAAUAAAUUGUUUCGGAAUAAAAACUUUC
Mya arenaria is the source of this 643-nucleotide messenger RNA. RefSeq lists its product as uncharacterized. Lineage: Eukaryota; Metazoa; Mollusca; Bivalvia; Myida; Myidae. Bases 45 to 620 code for a protein of 191 amino acids. The transcript is spliced from 2 exons. The record is from RefSeq and is a predicted model, not a curated record.